GUGUCGGUGGCUGCGCGGGGUGCCGGUGGUUGCGCGGGGUGCGCGUUGCGCUCAGGGCCGAGCAGGGUUCUGGUGGCCGAGCAGGGUUCUGGUGGCCGAGCAGGGCUCUGCCGGCUGCGCGGGGCCGCGCGGAGCAUGUCGGCGCUGCGGCGCAAGCUGGGCGAUGAGUACCAGGUGGUGAGCACCUCGGCCAGCGGCGGGGGCCUCCCGCCCCCGCGCAGCGCCCCGCGGGGGAAGCGCCAGCGCUUCGUGGACAAGAACGGGCGCUGCAACGUGCAGCACGGCAACCUGGGCGGCGAGACCAGCCGCUACCUGUCCGACCUCUUCACCACGCUGGUGGACCUCAAGUGGCGCUGGAACCUGUUCAUCUUCAUCCUCACCUACACCGUGGCCUGGCUCUUCAUGGCCUCCAUGUGGUGGGUGAUCGCCUACAUGCGCGGGGACCUCAACAAGGCGCACGACGACAGCUACACCCCGUGCGUGGCCAACGUCUACAACUUCCCCUCCGCCUUCCUCUUCUUCAUCGAGACCGAGGCCACCAUCGGCUACGGCUACCGCUACAUCACCGACAAGUGCCCCGAGGGCAUCAUCCUCUUCCUCUUCCAGUCCAUCCUGGGCUCCAUCGUGGACGCCUUCCUGAUCGGCUGCAUGUUCAUCAAGAUGUCGCAGCCCAAGAAGCGGGCGGAGACGCUGAUGUUCAGCGAGCACGCCGCCAUCUCCAUGCGCGACGGGAAGCUCACGCUCAUGUUCCGCGUGGGCAACCUGCGCAACAGCCACAUGGUCUCGGCGCAGAUCCGCUGCAAGCUGCUCAAGUCCCGCCAGACUCCGGAGGGGGAGUUCCUGCCCCUGGACCAGCUGGAGCUGGACGUGGGUUUCAGCACUGGGGCUGACCAGCUCUUCCUGGUGUCCCCCCUGACCAUCUGCCACGUCAUCGACUCCAAGAGCCCCUUCUACGACCUGUCCCAGCGCAGCAUGCACACGGAGCAGUUCGAGAUCGUCGUCAUCCUCGAGGGCAUCGUCGAGACCACGG
Ficedula albicollis (Collared flycatcher) is the source of this 1030-nucleotide messenger RNA. Its product is annotated as G protein-activated inward rectifier potassium channel 1. The record is from RefSeq and is a predicted model, not a curated record. The annotation marks the transcript as partial. Gene Ontology annotation, biological process: regulation of monoatomic ion transmembrane transport; potassium ion import across plasma membrane. Gene Ontology annotation, cellular component: plasma membrane. Gene Ontology annotation, molecular function: G-protein activated inward rectifier potassium channel activity. Lineage: Eukaryota; Metazoa; Chordata; Aves; Passeriformes; Muscicapidae. The transcript is spliced from 2 exons.